ACCCCGCGAAAAUUUUCUGAAUCCGCCAGUGCGGGUGGUGCCUUAAUUCCUAAAGGAAGUUACCCUCCAUUCGGAAUGUCCAUCUCUAGAAUAGAGAAGAAGAAAACAAAGGCCGAUCUACAACGGUUUCUGUUUCGAGAGCUCAACAAAAGAGAAAAUAACGAACAAGUGGCGUUGGGGGCCGGAGACAAAAGGAGGCCCGCCAAAUAUCUAGAAUCUUGUUUUCUUUCUUUCUAGGGCUCUGUUCUGUCUUACCCCAAACAUCUGCAUGUUCUCUCCUUAAAGAGUAGCGCCUCCGAUCCCUCGGCAAUAAAUGAUUUUUUUGUUUUUCUUUUGCAGUUAUUUCUCUCUCUCUCUGCUGAACUUCCCAUGCAAUAAAUAGCUUCGAGAUCCUCUUCUCUCGACUCGAUCCACAGGUAACCCUAGCAGCAACCAAAACAGUACUGUCCCAUUUGGCUAAAGAUUUCCUUUUGGUGCUCUCACAUAUACCAAUACAAUGUCGUCCCAGGUGGUUCUCCUCUGCCUUCUGAUCGUCGUCUCCCUUUCGAUGCAUGCAUGCGACGCUCGGUACCUGCUGAGUCUCAUUGACAGUACUGAUCAAGCAGAAAGCUCACCCAACAAUCAGUAUCCUCCCAAGGAAGGUGUAAGCCUCCAAAAUGGUGCAAUCAAUACCGCCGUCAAGCGCAUUAAUAACCCUUUCACACCCAUUCUCACCAAGGAAAUUACUGCGGCUGGUCCACUAAUUGCUCGUCCUAGGGAUGGUUUGCAGCAGCAGCAGGAAGAUCAGAAUAAUAACGACCUAUUAGUGGGAAUGAGGAAGAGGAUGGGGAGAGUGCUAAUGGUGGAGAAGGAAGACAAUAAUAGUAAUGGUGGAGAUGAUCAGUCAAAAGAGGCCAAUUACACUGAUGACGAUGCUGAGGCAGCAGCAGCAGCAGCAGAUGAUCAGGAGAGCAGUGGUGUUGUUGUGAUGGACUAUGCGCAGCCCCAUCGAAAGCCACCAAUCCACAAUGAAAAAUCAUCAAAAAAGAAUACAUAAAUGAUUAAGCUCCCAUAUAUAUAUUUCCCUAAUUACAUAACACCAUCCAAGGGCUGUGAUUACGUAUACAUGUAAUCCCUCUGCUGCUGCUGCAUAACUUUGUUUUUAUUUCCUUUCUACACAUAUAUGAUUGAUUGAGUACUGUUGCCUAUAUAGCUAGCUUAUAGAAAUGGCUAGCUAGCUGCAUAUCUCAAAUUUGUAACAUGUUAAUUGCCAAGACGAGUUUUGUUGUUUGAUGAAUAUUUCCUGAAGUUGUUUUCUUGACCAACAAAGUUGUGGUAUGGGUGUUUAAUAAGGUAUAUUACACUCA
This is a messenger RNA of Linum trigynum, 1346 nucleotides long. Lineage: Eukaryota; Viridiplantae; Streptophyta; Magnoliopsida; Malpighiales; Linaceae. The record is from the annotation of a GenBank genome assembly.